Molecule: messenger RNA, 1535 nt
Organism: Pocillopora verrucosa
Lineage: Eukaryota; Metazoa; Cnidaria; Anthozoa; Scleractinia; Pocilloporidae
Source: RefSeq, a predicted model, not a curated record
AUGUUUCUUCUGAAGCUGUUUUUCGUGGCUCUUGCUUUGAUGAGUUGUUCUGGUAGUCUUUCUGAACCGUGGGAAGAAGAAGAAGAGGAUGAAGAGGAAGCAGUGAUCAAUUAUGUGACAGGAUCGAUCUGGCCGAAGCCUCAAUCUUACAACACAACUGGCAAGGUCUACACGCUCACAUCGAAGAAUUUUUCUUUCGAUUCAACGGGUGAAACCAGUGAUGUACUGAAACAAGCGUUAAUGCGCUACAAGGUUUUGGUUUUUCCAGAUGCUGUCGAAAAACCUAAAGACGGGUUGUCGCAAAUUAUUAAACUGACCGUAAAGGUGUUGAACAAAUACGCUCCGUUGUCGCUAGAAUCUGAUGAGUCCUAUAUCCUUGUUGUUGAUGCACCUACUUCUUCUUUGACUGCCAACACAGUAUGGGGUGCAUUACGAGGUCUUGAAACAUUCAGUCAAGUUGUUUAUCAAGAUCAAAUGGGAUUGUAUUUGGCCAAUGGCUCAAAAAUAGCCGAUCAUCCAAGAUUUCAACACAGAGGGUUCAUGAUUGACACUUCAAGGCACUACUUACAUCCAUCUAUCAUCCUCAAGUUUAUUGAUGCAUUGUCAUACAGCAAGUUUAAUGUUCUUCAUUGGCAUGUUGUGGACGAUCAAUCCUUUCCUUUUGUCAGUGAAACUUUUCCACAACUAAGUGGGCAGGGUGCAUAUAACAAUAAAACUCACAUCUUCACAAAAGACGAUGUAAAUGAUAUUGUGGAAUAUGGAAGGAUGCGUGGAAUCAGAGUUGUUCCAGAAUUUGAUACACCAGGUCACACGAGAUCCUGGGGAAGCAUAGAAAACCUCUUAACACCUUGUUAUUCUGAAGGAAAACCAUCAGGAACAUUUGGACCAAUAAACCCAACUCUGGACUCCACCUACACUUUCUUGAAGAAAUUCUUUUCAGAGGUUGCUGAAAAAUUUCCUGAUCAUUAUCUUCACUUGGGAGGAGAUGAAGUUAGGGACACCUGUUGGGCAAGUAAUCCGAACAUUACAACGUGGAUGAAGAAAAUGGGAUAUGGGCAAAACUAUUCUUUGCUUGAGCAGUAUUAUGAGCAACACCUACUGUCAAUUGUGGAGGGACUUGGUAAAAGUUAUAUUGUGUGGCAAGAAGUUGUGGAUAACGACAUCAAAGUACUUCCCGAUACUGUGGUGAAUGUUUGGAAAGCGGGCUGGAAAAAGGAAAUGGAAAAAGUCACAAGCAAGGGAUUGAGAACAAUUCUGUCGGCUUGUUGGUACCUGAACAGAAUACAAUAUAGAAUUGACUGGGAUAAGUACUACACCUGUGAACCAACAGACUUCACUGGUACUGAAGAACAAAAAGAGUUAGUGAUAGGUGGUACUGGGUGUAUGUGGGGAGAGUACGUUGAUGGAACCAAUAUUCUCCCAAGAACAUGGCCCCGCGCUCUGGCAGUAGGAGAGAGACUGUGGAGUAGUAAGGAUACAACUGACUUAAAUGACGCUAAAAUGCGACUCUGGGAGCACAGGUGUCGUUACGUCAG